Molecule: messenger RNA, 486 nt
Organism: Phaeodactylum tricornutum CCAP 1055/1
Lineage: Eukaryota; Bacillariophyta; Bacillariophyceae; Surirellales; Neidiaceae
Exons: 1
Coding region: 1-486 (161 amino acids)
Source: RefSeq, a predicted model, not a curated record
AUGAUUGUUUUAUCUCCAAGUGUUAUGCUGUCCAAGCUGACGCCUCUGAAAAGCAUUCUGUGUCUAAUAAAAACGCCCGUUUGCUUUGGAAUCGCUGUAUCCGAUCCUUACCUGUCCUCGGCUAGUGCUAUAGCAGACGUCGAAAGGAUAUCACAAGUCGAGAGCAUCAUUCAAAAUCACGGUGGGGUGGGGGCUAUGGCAUUUGCGCUUCCGCUAAGAAAUUCAUUGGACGAUGAGCUCCGCCAAGGAGGCCUGCACGCUAUUCGCAAGAAAAUGCUAUGUCGCGAGGGCUGGAAUGUUCCGAUUGGAGUCGUCAUCGAGGAGCAACUUUCGCUUGAAGAAGCAAUACAAAUCGCGGAGGAAGAUCCCGAUCAGUGGGACGAUAUAGAUUUUGCAGACAAAUCUCUGUCGACGGAAGCUGCUAUUGCACUCAACCAUUUUCUGUGGAUUCAAACGGGGGGAUGGCGAACUAACACCUUUGGUUGA